Molecule: messenger RNA, 1035 nt
Organism: Wyeomyia smithii (pitcher-plant mosquito)
Lineage: Eukaryota; Metazoa; Arthropoda; Insecta; Diptera; Culicidae
Gene: Pex2
Product: peroxisome biogenesis factor 2
Exons: 4
Coding region: 142-969 (275 amino acids)
Biological process (GO): protein import into peroxisome matrix
Cellular component (GO): peroxisomal membrane
Molecular function (GO): zinc ion binding
Source: RefSeq, a predicted model, not a curated record
CCGUAAUUUUCAUAGAAUGAUGGAAAAACGAAUGUGUCGAGCAAAACAAAAACUAAACAUCAAAACAUGAUCAAUUUAGUGAUGUGACAAGCUGCCAAAUUGAGUUUUAUUUAUCACCCUUAUCAGUCAAGGUUUUCCAGGAUGAAAACUUAUUUUGUUCCGCGAGUAAAUCAGCUCGACUCUAUUCAACUUGACAACGAAAUAGUGAACGUUAUCAAAGAGCAAAUUCACAAUGUCCUGCGGAAUCUACCGCCCGGUCUACUGAGCAGUUUUCAACCGGAAAUUAACAUUAUAGUUAGCUCCGUACUAUGGAACUAUUCGAUCCGAAAGUCCUUCGCUAGUUUCGGCCAGCAAAUGUUGUCCAUCACUUACGAGCAGGACCAGCUUGGAGCGAAUAAACUAAAAGCUCACUACGCGCUUACCGUGGCUUUAGACUACCUGAAGGAGAUGGCCCAGUACCGGCUCACCGGGUGGACAAUACUACAGCGGAUCGUCAGCUGGUCGGAAAACUGCCUAACCCUGCUGAAGCUGCUUAAUUUCUUCCGCUUUCUGCGUAGCGGACGAAAGCCAUCACUGGUGGACUACAUUCUGCGGUUGGACCACCGUUCGAUCGAUGGAGCUAAACGUCGAACCAUCGGCUAUUCCUACAUGACUCGCGAGUUGAUCUGGGCAGGGUUUAUGGAGCUGCUGGGUUUUACAAUACCAAUCAUCAAUUAUCACGCACUGAAACGAAGACUUAGGAAUUUGCUCAAGCUGGAAGCGGGCCCACAAGCAGUUCGGAAGAUUCAACUGGACGUGAACAGUAAAUGCGUGUACUGCAAUGAGCGGGUUACGCUACCGCAUCACAUGGGAUGUGGUCACGUGUUUUGCUAUUACUGCUUGAAGGGUAAUUUGUUAGCGGAUGAAGGCUUUCAAUGCAACGUUUGUGAUUUUAAAAGUGGAACUUUUGAAAAAGUUAUUGCGGGAUAGAAAAUGUUGAGGUGUAGGGACCUGCUAUUAUUGUCUGUUAUGAAACAUUUCUGUUAUUCUUCUAAA